Gigantopelta aegis is the source of this 925-nucleotide messenger RNA. RefSeq names its product serine/threonine-protein phosphatase 6 regulatory ankyrin repeat subunit C-like. NCBI's taxonomy places the organism in Eukaryota, Metazoa, Mollusca, Gastropoda, Neomphalida, Peltospiridae. Gene Ontology annotation, biological process: protein localization to ciliary inversin compartment. The record is from RefSeq and is a predicted model, not a curated record. The transcript has 5 exons. Bases 8 to 925 code for a protein of 305 amino acids. Gene Ontology annotation, molecular function: protein binding. Gene Ontology annotation, cellular component: ciliary inversin compartment.
CUCGUCAAUGGACAAGUGUGGAAGAACAGCUUUGCAUCACUGUGUAGAAAACACCAACACAGACUGUGCCGACUUUCUCCUGAAGAAGGACACUUCGCUGCUGAACACUCCCGACAACGAGGGUCUCACUCCGCUGCACAUGAGCGCCAUCACGGGGAACGAGGCCAUGCUGCACCUGCUGCUCAAGAAGGGAGCUAACCUCACAUGUCUCGACGAGGAGAAACACACCGUGGUGCACUGGGCAACAGUCAGUGGACAAACCGAGAUCCUAGAUCUUCUCAUAGAGCAUGGUGCAGAGUUGUCUACCCCUGACAGUCACCUUGCCUACCCCAUCCACUACGCUGCCCAGAUGGCGGGUAGGAGAUCUCGACCACCAGUAGAUGGAAAUCAGGGCACGAUUCUCAAACAGCUGCUAGAUCUCAAGGUCGACAUGUCCGUCAUGGAUAAAGAUGGCAGACAGCCAUUGCUAUGGGCUGCCAGUGCAGGAAAUGUUGAUGCCUGUAAGACUCUGGUGCAAGCAGGUGCUGAUGUUGAAGCUAAAGACAAGGAUGGACUCACUGCGUUACACUGUGCGGCUAGUCGGGGUCACACGUCGGUGAUUGAGGAGUUGGUGAGUCAAUGCAGCGCUAACAUCGACGCAGUGGAUAAAAACAUGUGUACCCCGCUCUUCUACGCGAUAACGCUGGGCAACAUCGACAGUGUCAAGAUGCUCAUACAGCUCGGUGCAAACACCUCACACUGCGACAACAAAGGAAGAUCGCCGGCCCACUGUGCUGCCAUUCAGGGCUCUCAGGAAACUCUCGUUCUACUACAAAGGAAGAACGUAGAUUUGUGGUUGCCUAGUAAGCAAGGAGACUACCCAAUCCAUGAAGCAGCCCUCGGGGGACACGAAGGCAAGUUGUUGUUUAGCAUUGUGUUAAAAUGA